GGAAGUAGCUCCAGCCUUCCUUUCCCAGUGCGGCCAGCGGACUCCAACGUGUCGCGACAAAAUGGCCCAAUACAAUUUCAAGAAGAUUAUGGUGGUUCCCACCGCUAAGGAUUUCAUCGACAUCACUUUAUCCAAAACACAAAGGAAGACGCCCACAGUGAUACACAAGCAUUACCAGAUCCACCGCAUCCGACACUUCUACAUGAGGAAGGUGAAGUUCACUCAGCAGAGCUGCCACGACCGCCUCUCGCAGAUCCUCACCGACUUCCCCAAGCUCGACGACAUCCAUCCCUUCUAUGCUGAUCUCAUGAACGUGUUGUACGACAAGGACCAUUACAAACUGGCCCUAGGACAGAUCAACAUCGCCAAGAACCUGAUUGACAAUGUUUCCAAAGACUAUGUGCGUCUGAUGAAAUAUGGAGAUUCUCUGUAUCGGUGUAAGCAGCUGAAGAGAGCUGCUCUGGGUCGUAUGUGCACCAUCCUGAAGAGGCAGAAGUCAAGUCUGGAGUAUCUGGAGCAGGUGCGUCAGCAUCUGUCCCGUUUGCCGACCAUCGACCCCAACACCAGGACCCUGCUCCUGUGCGGCUACCCCAACGUCGGCAAGUCCAGCUUCAUCAACAAGGUGACCAGAGCUGAUGUUGACGUGCAGCCGUACGCUUUCACCACCAAGUCUCUGUUUGUGGGUCACAUGGACUACAGGUACCUCCGCUGGCAGGUGGUGGACACCCCCGGGAUCCUGGACCACCCCCUGGAGGACAGGAACACCAUUGAGAUGCAGGCCAUCACGGCUCUGGCUCACCUGCGAGCGGCGGUUCUUUACGUGAUGGACGUCUCGGAGCAGUGCGGUCACACCCUGCAGGAGCAGCUGGAGCUCUUCAACAACAUCCGACCCCUGUUCGCCAACAAGCCUCUCAUCGUCGUCGCCAACAAAUGUGAUGUGAUGAAGAUCAGUGAGAUUUCUGAGGAGAAUCAGAAAAUCUUUGCGGACCUCACUGCUGAUGAGAUCCCUGUGAUCGAGACCAGCACCCUGACCGAGGAGGGAGUCAUGGCGGUUAAAAACGAGGCCUGCGACCGGCUCCUCGCCCAUCGGGUCGACACCAAGAUGAAGGGAAAGAAGGUCCACGAUGUUCUCAACCGGCUCCACCUGGCCAUGCCUGCCAAGAGAGACGAGAAGGCGAGACCUCCCUUCAUCCCAGAGGGAGCUUUGAUGCGCAAGAAGGCGAUGGAGGUGGAUGCGCCCAAACGCAAAACGGAGAGAGAUCUGGAGAUGGAGCAAGGCGAUGAAUACAUCCUGGACUUGCAGAAAUACUGGGAUCUGAUGAACGAGGAUGAGAAGCAGGACAAGAUCCCUGAGGUCUGGCAGGGCCACAACAUCGCAGAUUACAUCGACCCCGACAUCAUGAAGAAACUGGAGGAGCUGGAGAAAGAGGAGGAGCUGAAGGAGCGAGCCGGAGAGUACGACUCUGACGAGGAGAGCGAGGACGAAGAGAUGCAGGAAAUCCGUGUUCUGGCAAAACAGAUCCGCGAGAAGAAGCACCUCAUGGUCGCCGGGUCGAAGGAGAAGGACGUGCACGGGCCACGCAUGCCCAGGACGGCUAUCAAGGUUGAAAGAGCAAAGCUGGAGAAGGAGAUGGGAGACCUCGGUCUGGACAUGAGCAACAAGGAGGGAAGUCACUAUGUACAACAGGCCCGACGGUCCCGAAGCGUCACGCAGAAACGUAAGCGUGAAACUUCAGUGGCUCCGCUCUCCAAGACCCGAAGCCAGAGCGCCUCCCGUCCACCUCGAGACCAGUCCGGUGUCAGAGACCCCAAGAUGGCAAGAAAGGCAAAGAAAAUGAUGAAGCACUCCCAGAAGGACAUGAACCGCAUGGGCAAGAAGGGAGAGGCCGACAGACACGUGUUCGACCUCAAACCCAAGCACCUGCUGGCCGGGAAGAGGAAGUCCGGCACCAACGACCGCAGAUAAAGCUCUGUUUUUCUGGACUGAUAAAUACCGUACCACUCUUUGGUUAAAGAAGCUUCUGUUGGGACAGAGUAUUUAUGUCUGUCAUUCUAUCCACUUUCCCCUGAGGUAAAAAGAACCUGACAUAUAUUUACUUGUAUCAAAGGAAACUGGUCUUCAGUGAAAGGUAACGCUGAUGAGGAUGUGUACCAACCCAUUGAGGUGAUAAGUGAUUACUAUCAUAUUGUGUAUUUGUUUGUCAGCUCUAUCUAAAUUAACCAUACAGACAAAAACAAUGAGAGGCUCAAAAACAAUGCAUUAUGAUGAUGCAGUUGCCAUGAUCAUAUUCCGGAUCCUGAUUGAUAUUACCCAUCUUAAAUAUUCAGUUAUUAGAGUUCAAGUCCGAUUUUUGUGCCAUGAAAUUUGUAUGUGGCUCUGGAAAAUUCUGGGUUUGCCUCGGAUAAAGUGAUGCUUCCUUUACAAGUGCAAAAGAACAUGGGAGCCCAAUAAAUGUUCACCUGAACGGA
This is a messenger RNA of Limanda limanda (common dab), 2469 nucleotides long. RefSeq names its product GTP binding protein 4 (gene gtpbp4). Gene Ontology annotation, biological process: ribosomal large subunit biogenesis. The transcript is spliced from 17 exons. Bases 62 to 1966 code for a protein of 634 amino acids. The record is from RefSeq and is a predicted model, not a curated record. NCBI's taxonomy places the organism in Eukaryota, Metazoa, Chordata, Actinopteri, Pleuronectiformes, Pleuronectidae. Gene Ontology annotation, cellular component: nucleolus. Gene Ontology annotation, molecular function: GTPase activity; RNA binding; GTP binding.